Messenger RNA from Saprolegnia parasitica CBS 223.65, 837 nucleotides. RefSeq lists its product as hypothetical. NCBI's taxonomy places the organism in Eukaryota, Oomycota, Saprolegniomycetes, Saprolegniales, Saprolegniaceae. The record is from RefSeq and is a predicted model, not a curated record. The coding region runs from base 57 to 776 and encodes 239 amino acids. The transcript has a single exon.
UGCAGCCCACGAUCGAACCCAUCCCAUUUGAAGCGGUUUAUCAUGCACCGUUGGUGAUGCUGCACGAGGACGCGUUCCUUCUCGACCUCUUGGCGCUGGACGCACACUCGUGCGACAUCAAGCUCGAGCAUGUAUCCGACUUUGCGACCGACUAUACCACCGCCACUACCGUGGUCUCCCCGCACGCCAUGUAUGUCGACGCAUUAGAGCUGGCGGUUGUCGACGGUGUCAAGAAAUCGUGCUCGGUCACCGACUGCCACCGCGUCGUUCGGUCCCGCGGCGUCUGCAAGCGCCACGGCGGUGGCAAGCGCUGUGCCUUUGCCGGCUGCGGCAAGGAGGCCCAACACGGUGACUACUGCGUUGGGCACGGCGGCGGCAAGGCGUGUCGUGCCGACAACUGCGUCAACGCGGCGCAGUCUCACGGUCUCUGCAAGGCCCAUGGCGGCGGCGCCCGCUGCAAAGUCAUUGGCUGCGAUAAGAGUAGCCAAGGCGGUGGUCUCUGCCGGGCCCAUGGCGGUGGCAAGCGUUGCAACGAAGUCGGCUGCACAAAAGGCGCGCAGCGCGCCAACAAGUGCGCACGCCACGGUGGCUGUCGGACGUGCACGGUCGGCGAUUGCAACCGGACCGACCGCGGCGGUGGCCUCUGCGAGAUCCACCGCAAAGAGCGCAUGUGCAAAGCCGUCGGCUGCAAGCGCCUCGGCAAAAGCCUGGGCAUGUGUACGCACCACAUCCGCGAGCUCCGCGCCACGUCUGCGAACUCGUCGAAGCAAUUUUAGACACCGUACCAUAUAUUUAGCCAUCUUUUCAAACUGAGCAUUCUUUCUUUUGACCGCCCAA